Pyricularia oryzae 70-15 is the source of this 3458-nucleotide messenger RNA. RefSeq names its product PRO41 protein. The record is from RefSeq and is a predicted model, not a curated record. The transcript is spliced from 4 exons. Lineage: Eukaryota; Fungi; Ascomycota; Sordariomycetes; Magnaporthales; Pyriculariaceae. Bases 1727 to 2161 code for a protein of 144 amino acids.
UAUCGAAUGAACUGGUUGUUCGAGCCAAUACCAGGGUGGCCUGACCAAGCAUAGCCCAAUUCUUGCCACGAAAAAAAAGGUAAACCGGAUACCGGGAGCACGAACAUGCGAGACGGACUAGACGAGGCAAGUUGUCAGGUUGCUAGGUUACCUUGCCGACAAAACUUCCCUGGAGCCUCCACCCACCCCCCUUACUCGCCUCUCCGCUUCUGGCGGGCACUGACAGAUCCGCUCAUGCCUUCAAACGGCUUCCAAGUUGAAAAAAAAAAUUGGACGGCUGUCAUGCGACUAGACUAAAAAUCUUAUCGUGACCAGAGCCAUCCAAUUUUCCACUUUAUCGACGGGAAGCGGUGACGGCCUCGAAUUCUUGAGAAUAGUCAUCCUCGAGAUGUGACUGUACCUGGGUGUUGUUGUAACUCGCUCGCCUCGCUUGAUCCUAAGCUCACACCCACCUCAGCAUUUCCCAUCAGCAUGCGUUCUCACUGGUGGUGCAGGCAGGCCAAGUUUGGUAUCUGGAAAGCAGCCCAUGAUCGAAAAUACAUCCAUCUUUUUUGUUCGCACAAAGUCGCACUCCCCUCUUGUUUUCGAACAACCUUUUGCCUGAGUGUGUGUGUACCCCACAAGCUAGCCCAUGCUGGUUCUUAAACUCGCAUGCGUCCCGCUUGGUGAAGAUCAAGCAAAACCUCUGACAUGCUAAAUACCCCAACUGCCUCACAACGCCUCCUGAAUCUCGCCCUCGUCCGUUUGUCUGAUCCUCAAACAACCAUCCAUGCCGAACCGAACCACUGUCACAGUGAAAUCGACUUUUUGGCUACACCUUUUCCGUGUUUGCCCUGCGCAAUAGUACUAGGAAUUGCGCCCCGCCUAACCGCCCCUUCAGGCAUCUCGCUUGCUCCUGGACCUCUCCACCCAAGAAACAGCGAAUCCGUAUCAUGCCGUCCGGAUGCCUGCUGCCAUCAUAGACCAGAUCAGCAGGACGUGGAUCACAAACGACACCAUUCUAAGGGGCGUCGCCUCACCAAAUAAAAAAAAACAUCCGACACAGACCCCGGCCUGUCAGAACAAGCUCGUCUGUUACGUCGUCUUGCACGGUGCUCCCCCAGGUGUGCCCUGCUCCUGGGUGGUUGCGCACGUCCCGACGACCACCUCUGGGCAGAGCCUCUUCCAUCCUCAUCCCCUGCUGGUGCUCGCCAAUAUAGUCGGCUGAGGCCCUGCACCUCAUCCAAUCUUUAACCUUCUUUUGGCCUCUCUUCUUUUGUCAGUUUACCCAUAGUUGGUGUACUCGACUGUCGAUAGCACUCUUUCAUAUCGACGGGGUCGGUUUCUCUUCUUUUGCCAACCGCGGGUCCGGAUACCUGCUUUGUUCUAUUCUACCUUCACUUCGACAUAGUCCCAGCUAUUAGCCUGUAAUCAUUUUUAGUCUCUUUUUCUCACCCGCGCUCUCUCCCUUCUCUUCUUUUACGGAUUUACUCUUUUUUUUGGGUUGUCGCCUUUCCUCUCGUUCGAUUCGAUUUCUUCAUCCAAGUUCAAAACGACCGAUCUACGAUCGCCCGACACUACUGGGAAAUAGAAAUUGCUGGUUACUGGACGUGAGGUUAGGAAAGAAAGAGCCAGGGAUAUUCUGUGGGAAAAGAAGUAUUUUUGAGGCAAAUCUGAAAGAGACAUACGUCUGGAUAAAACGAAACCGAGUCCGGCCAACGACAACAACGAAAAAAAAAACGACACAAUGGGAAGACUUAUCAAGAACCACUGGGCGAGGCUCAUCGUUCUCUCAGCCGCAACUUACCAAGUCGCUGCCGGCCUCGAGUCCUACUUCUGGCCGAAGAUCUUCUUCGACUUUUUGACCCACUCGCUGGAUGGUGCUGUGCGGCCGGUGCCCGUGCUACAGACGGUCAACAUCCUACUAGGGUUCCUGAUGUUAGCGUGGGAGUGGCCUCUGGGUGCGAUCGCUGGAUCUGGAUUCCACCGAAGUCUCGAGCUGCGUCUCGCUAUCAUCCCAGUUGCUGCCAUUUCUGCCGGCCUGAUCUACCAAGGCACCAACGCUGCCGUCUACUAUCUGAUUGGUAUGGCUGUGUACUUUUGGGCAUAUAGUGAGGGAGAGAUCAUCUGCGCAAAGCCGUGGACUCUACCUCAGCGUGGAGGGCGUGGUGCGCGUGUCUAAGCUAUUGCUUCGCGCCCGCCCUCUUUGACAUCAUGUUCCUUUUUCUUAAUCCUCACGUCUCAUGUCCUGACUCCAGUCCUGGGGAUUACUUUAGAAGCGAGGGCUGGAGAGGGAUGUACAUAUACCCCAAUCCGAUUUAUGUUUCUUGCUAGAUUCAACGAAUCCUCAUUUUACGACAAUUUCCUGCACUCAAUUCGCCUCUCGGCCUUCAAUUUGCGUUUGCCUCUGUCGUGAUAUCGUACCGACCUGCCGCCACCGCCGACUCGUUGCCAUUGUUACCGAAGAUCGACGACCAAGCCCUCGCGGCUUUACCGCUGUCCCGAUCCGAUAUAUCCGAUGGCUCAGGCUACUUGCGACAAUAGACCCAUUGCGACUUGGACGACAGUCCAUGAGUUGCAACCAUAAUAAGCAACGGGCCGCGACUAGCGAUACGAUUAUUCACGACUAGGUCUAGGAUGUGCGAGAGAGGAUUGGAUUGCAUGCCAGAGGACAAGUCGACCUGGGAAUACUGUGUUGAAGAAUAAAAAGGAGGGCGGUUUCGGUGUGCUUCGAGGUGGUGGUUCUUUUUUGGCGGCUUUUUUUUUGGGUUUCCGGUGAAGCCUCGUCGGUUUCUGUUUUCCUUGAUGUCUCAAUGUCCAGCGUUGCAUCUUCCACUAAACUGGUGUUUUUUUUUCUUUUUCCCCCCACUGGUUUGUUUCUUACUUUGCCUUAUAAUUUCACUACACGCGGCACUCUUUACUCAUUUCUUUUGACCUACGCAGAACUGAGAGGAAUCCAUGAAAGCAAGCGUCAACAUCAGGUAGAAAGGAGAGGGGUAAAAGGGCGAAGUGAGGCGACGGGGAGGAGACUUUUUUUUGUCACCAAGGCCAAGGACCUUAUCUCGAGUUGCCAUCUUAUGGAUGGGGAGCUGAAAGAGCUGGAUGCAUAUGCGCUCCCAUUUUACAGGACAAAUACCACGACUCGGGCUUGAACUGUUGAGGGUUCUUUUUCCGGUGAUAUACUUUAAAAAAAACACGUCUUUUCUUCUUUCAAUUCUUCUCUCUUAUCAAGAAGCAUUUGCAGAACAACAAAGGACAUAUACCCCUUUCUGUGUCUUUGUUACUCUUCUCCCAUUUGGCGAGGUCAUGUAUAUGAACAGCAAAAUAAUUCGAAAAUCCUAGCUAUUUUUUUUUUCCUCUUUUCUUUCUUUUUUUUUCUCAACCGUCUUUCACGAGUAAGGGGGACGGUGUGAGGGGGAACGUCGUUCAGCAGGCCGACCUUGUUAAUAGAAUUGAAUGAUCAACCUUGCAUUUGCGUC